UGGAUGUCGUCGGGCGUUUGCGGGAGACGGGGCUGGGCGAGGGGGGAAGAAGUGGAAGAAGUCUAGGAAGCUCACAGGUCUUGGCUUUCCUGGGAAGAGACAAGAAGUGAAUGAAGACAGUUGUUCCAGGACCUAGAUUAUCACUCCUUGGGACACCCUUUAUUGGUGACUGAGAUUUCUAACUAGGAAUUUAGAACAUAUCCAGAAGAGGCAAAGACAGAGUAUCCCAUUUGCUGGCCAUUUCCUACAACAGAAGAAAAUGAUCGAUGUCCAGGAAUUGCUGACAUUGGAGGAUGUGGCUGUGGAGUUCACCUGUGAGGAAUGGCAGCUCCUGGGCCCUGCUCAGAAGGACCUCUACCGGGACGUGAUGUUGGAGAACUAUGGCAACCUGGUGUCACUGGGUUAUCAAGCCAUCAAACCAGAUGCACUCUCCAAAUUGGAACAAGGAGAAGAACCAUGGACAAUAGAAUAUGAAAUGCAUAGUCGAAUCUGUCCAGAAAACCACACAGUUGAUCAUCUGCAGAAUCACUUGGAAAAUCAAAGAAUUCUGAAGAGUAUGGAACAAUACCAUGAACAUAAUGCAUUUGGAAAUAUUUUUACUCAAAACAAAAGUCAUUUUCCUUUCAGGAAAAAUCAUGAUAUGUUUGAAUUAUGUAUAAAAACUUUGAAAUCAAAUUUAAGUUUAGUCAGCCGGAAGAAAAGCUAUGAAAUGAAGAACUCCACUAAAUAUAAUGGAAAUGGGAAGUCAUUUCUGCACAGUAAAUCUGGAGAAUUUCAUUCUGCUGUUAAAUUCCCUGUAAGUGCAAAACCCAGUAGCAAUAAGUCCCAAGUCAUUAAUCAUCAAAGAACUCACGAAAUAGAGAAAACCCAUGUAUGCAGUGAAUGUGGGAAAGCUUUUGUCAAGAAGUCUCAGCUCACUGAUCAUGAGAGAGUUCAUACAGGAGAGAAACCUUAUGGCUGCAGUAUGUGUUCAAAAGUAUUCUCCAGAAAGGCCAGGCUCAAUGAACAUCAGAGAAUUCAUAAAAGAGAGAAAUCCUUUUUAUGCAGUGAAUGUGGAAAAGUUUUCACCAUGAAGAGCCGUCUGAUCGAACAUCAGCGAACUCAUACUGGAGAGAAACCUUAUGUGUGCAAUGAAUGUGGAAAAGGCUUCCCAGGCAAGCGUAAUCUCAUUGUACAUCAGCGAAAUCAUACUGGAGAGAAAUCCUAUGUAUGUAAUGAAUGCGGAAAAGGCUUCACUGGGAAGAGCAUGCUUAUCAUACAUCAGCGAACUCAUACAGGAGAGAAGCCCUUCAUCUGCACUGAAUGUGGAAAAGGCUUCACCACGAAGCACUAUGUCAUCAUACAUCAAAGAAAUCAUACAGGAGAGAAACCAUAUAUAUGCAAUGAAUGUGGGAAAGGUUUCACCAUGAAGAGCCGUCUGAUCGAACAUCAGCGAACUCAUACGGGAGAGAAACCCUAUGUAUGCACUGAAUGUGGAAAAGGCUUUCCCAGGAAGAGUAAUCUCAUUGUACAUCAGAGAAAUCAUGCAUUAGAGAAAACACAUUUAUGUAGUGAAUGUGGGAAAGGUUUCACCGUGAAGAGCAUGCUAAUCAUACAUCAGCGAACUCAUACUGGAGAGAAACCCUACAUAUGCAGUGAAUGUGGAAAAGGUUUCCCCUUGAAGAGUCGGUUGAUUGUACAUCAGCGAACACAUACUGGAGAGAAACCCUACAGAUGUAGCGAUUGUGGGAAAGGUUUCAUUGUGAACAGUGGAUUGAUGUUACAUCAGCGAACUCAUACUGGAGAGAAACCUUAUAUAUGUAAUGAAUGUGGAAAAGGUUUUUCCUUUAAGAGCAAUCUUGUCGUACAUCAGCGAACUCAUACUGGAGAGAAACCCUUUAUGUGCAGUGAAUGUGGAAAAGGCUUCACCAUGAAACGCUAUCUCAUUGUACAUCAGCAAAUUCAUACAGGAGAAAAACCCUAUAUAUGCAGUGAAUGUGGAAAAGACUUUGCCAUGGAAACUGAGCUCAUUUUACAUAAGCAAAUUCAUACUGGAGAGAAACCUUACGCUUGCAAUGAAUGCGGUAAAGGCUUCGCUGUCAGAAGCCGUCUAAUUGUUCAUCAACGAACUCAUACAGGAGAGAGACCCUUUAUAUGUAGUGAAUGUGGAAAAGGCUCUACUGUGAAGAGCAGUCUUGUUGUACAUCAGCUAACCCAUACAGGAGAGAAAUCCUAUAUAUGCAAUGAGUGUGGAAAAGGCUUUACAAUGAAGCGUUAUCUAAUUGCUCAUCAGCGAACUCAUAGUGGAGAGAAACCUUAUGUAUGCAAUGUAUGUGGAAAGGGUUUCACCGUAAAGAGCAAUCUCAUUGUACAUCAGCGAACUCAUACGGGGGAGAAACCAUAUAUAUGCAUUGAGUGUGGAAAAGGCUUCACUAUGAAGCGUUAUCUUGUUGUACAUGAGCGAACUCAUACUGGAGAGAAACCCUAUACAUGUAGUGAAUGUGGGAAAGGCUUCACUGUGAAGAGCAAUCUCAUUGUACAUCAGCGAUCUCACACUGGGGAAAAAUCUUAUAUAUGCAAUGAAUGUGGAAAAGGCUUCACGGUGAAGCGCACUCUCAUCAUACAUCAGCGAACUCACACGGGAGAGAAAUCUUACAUAUGCAAUGAGUGUGGAAAAGCCUUCACUACAAAGCGCACUCUCAUUAUACAUCAGCGAACUCAUACUGGAGAGAAGCCGUAUGAAUGCAAUGAAUGUGGUAAAGCAUUCAGCCAGAAGAUAUGCCUCAUACAACAUGAGAGAUGUCAUACAGGAAAGACUCCCUUUGUAUGUACCGAGUGUGGAAAAUCCUAUUCGCACAAAUAUGGUCUCAUUACCCAUCAGAGAAUUCACACAGGAGAGAAACCUUAUGAGUGCAAUGAAUGUGGAAAAGCCUUCACCACAAAGUCAGUACUCAAUGUACAUCAAAGAACGCAUACAGGAGAGAGACCAUAUGGAUGUAGCAAUUGUGAGAAAGCCUUCUCCCACUUGUCAAACCUUGUUAAACAUAAGAAAAUGCACACAAGGGAAAUGGUAGAUUUAGUCAAGUUGAAAAUUGCUUUAACAGAGAGUCACAGCUUAUUACUUACAAAUGAACUCAUGCCUAUUGAUGCAAUGACUGUGGAAAUGCCUUCUGUGGCAACUCACACUUCAUUAAAUAUCUGUGUUUCUAGGGAGAUUGGAUGUAAUCAUGGUACUGCCUAUUGUCAGAUAUGUGCCCUCAGGAGUUAAAGAGUUUACCCAGGAGAUAAACAUGGUGAGUACAGUAAAUAUGAUAGUGCCUUUAUCAAUCCUUUACCUCACAUUUGCUGUCAGUGAAAACAUGUCGGAUAAACCCUAAUUCAUCUAAUGUGGUGAUGCCUUGAGUAAAAACUUCUAGUUCAUAUAUCUGAAAAAUGUAUAGUGAGACAAAUUCUGUGAAUGCAGAGACAGAAAAGCCUUCUGUGGGAAGGUAGACUGCCCAGGGUUCAUCAUAGAUCAUCACCGAGCUCAUUACUGGUAGAAAUGUAAUGACCAUGGCAAAGUCUUUACUGAGUGAGUGUCAGUUUACAUUGGAGAAUAGUGUUAAAAUGACUGUAUAUAUGGCAGGAUUUUUUGUGGUAAAUUCUUCAUCAUUUGUCAGGAAAUGAAAUAGAAAACAAAAGUGUUCUGUCCAAUAAAUAUA
Molecule: messenger RNA, 3680 nt
Organism: Cynocephalus volans (Philippine flying lemur)
Lineage: Eukaryota; Metazoa; Chordata; Mammalia; Dermoptera; Cynocephalidae
Product: zinc finger protein 432-like
Biological process (GO): regulation of DNA-templated transcription
Source: RefSeq, a predicted model, not a curated record